This is a messenger RNA of Eriocheir sinensis (Chinese mitten crab), 5076 nucleotides long. RefSeq lists its product as uncharacterized. NCBI's taxonomy places the organism in Eukaryota, Metazoa, Arthropoda, Malacostraca, Decapoda, Varunidae. The record is from RefSeq and is a predicted model, not a curated record. The transcript is spliced from 5 exons. Bases 516 to 2969 code for a protein of 817 amino acids.
UGGCAACAACCCUUGAACUCAGCUGCGGGGAAGAAGAAUCGCUGUCCUUAUCUUCUAAAUAACAUCCAUUCAACAACAACAACAUAAAUUUCCUAUCAAGAAGCUUUAUUAUAGGAUAGUUUGUUGAGGAUAGGUGAUCAAGGGGACCCGCUGAGGAAACUGAAUGGCCGAGCUACGAGAACGAUCAAGUAGAGCUGUAGACACGCGACCUGCUGGAUACUGAAGAGGGCGAGGAGGUAAAGGAUAUUCUCACUAUGUUGAAGUCAGCAGGUGGGGCAUAGCUAUUCCUCGUCACGUUCUAUGUACCGUACAAGGUAAAGAGAAUAGAAGCUAUGUUCACCAGGGGGGGGGCGGCGUACUACCUAAAUUUGUCUCUUCUGCGCAUGAAGUACGUCACGUGAAAUAUGACUGAGGGGUCCGGCCAUGGAAGAGAAGUCAGUCUCGCGCGCACCAGCCUCUCGACAUGAGCUCCUCACUCACUCAGCAGGAAACUUAGCUAAAGUGUGUUUUUCAAUAUGCCAACUAGUUGUAUUGUGCGCGGUUGUCGGGCAGUUUAUGUGAGAGGAAACAAUAAAAUACGGUUUCAUCGGCUGCCAAAAGAUCAAGAACUUAGAAGGAAAUGGAUGGAAAUAUGUGAUAUAAAAGACUGUUAUUCUCGAGCAGAUUCUAUUGGGUAUGUGUGUAGUCGUCACUUUGAAAAUUCAGCUUUUGAACGCAACAUAAAGUACGAAUUGCUUGGGUUACCUGUGCCUCCAAACAACAUAAAAUUCAAGCAUGGAGCAGUGCCAACACUUCAUCUCCCAAACUCAGAUGAUAGGAGUGAGAAAGUUGAUUUGAUGGACUUGAACAUCAAAGAGGAAGAUAUUGAGAUUAAAGAAGAAGAUGUGGAGAUGAAGGAGGAUACACCAAAGACUGAGGAGUCCAGAAUGACUGCCAGGCGGGGAGAGAAGAGGGCCCUUUCUCGCUCCUGCUCUCCUGAGUCUGCCCCAAAAACCAAAGUGAAGGAUGAACCUGAACUCUACGAAAAUGUGGCUGUCAUCGAUUGGGGAUCUUCCUCUGACCCAGAACCUUCAAGCAGGAGCAGAGAACCCGACCAUUCCCCCAUGAGACCCAUGAGGCCCCAGGAACAUGACCAUACACCACCCACCGCUCCAGCUCUCAAAUCCUUAGCGGAAGUGAAGAGUCAAAAGAGAGCUAAAGGGCCCAUUACAGACACUGGUGGCACCCCUAUAAUAAAGCUCCAAUCUCAAAGUGUCAUGAGUGAGGAUGGCAGUAUGUGGCAUCGUGACCCUAACCCUAAUUUAGCAAAAAAGUCUGCCUCACAGCAACUGCCAGCUGGACAACUCGCAAGCUCUAUAGAUGGAAGAAGGCGACCGGAGGAAUUGUUUGAGGUGUUCAUUCCUGACACUGAGUUGGCUGACAUCAAUUACCACACCUGCAAGAAGAUUGACUCACUGAGGCCCAAGUUCAGGCAACAGGAUUCCUUAACCAUAGAGCCGGUGACUGUCAUGGAACUCAAGGCAUUGUUGGGUAUCCUCAUAGCUUCUGGUAUCAAGGGGGACAAUCAUGCAGAGACAGCCCAGAUGUGGUCUCCGUUUGAGGGGUGCCCCCUCUAUCGAAGUACCAUGACAAAUGCAAGAUUUUGCUUCCUACUGAGUGCCCUCCGCUUCGAUAAUUCUGACACACGAUCUCAGAGGCUACUCGAGGACAAACUGGCACCCAUCAGGUCACUCUGGGAUGCAUGUGUGGCAUCCUGCUGGAGCUGCUAUGUGCCAGGACCUCACUUCACAAUCGGCGAGCAAUUCCUCCCCUUCAGGGGGAACUGUUCCUUCAGCACAAACAUUACCAAUAAGCCUGCAGAGUAUGGACUCAAGAUCAUGAUGCUGUGCGACUCAGAGACAAAUUUCAUGUGUAAUGCCAUGCCAUACCUGGGGAAGGGGACUGUCACACUGCCCAAAGACAUCAAGAUCUAUGGGGAGUAUUACAUGACAGAGUUGACACAGCGAUUCCUACGUCGGGGGCGUACGGUCACGGCAGACAAUCAUUUCAGUACCCUGUCAGGAGCUUUGAGACUACGUGACAGAGGGCUUGAGUUUGUGGGGACCAUUAAGCCAGAGCCAUGCCUGCCGAAAGCUGUGUUAGAUGAGAAAUUGAAGGACGGGGAGACUGUAGCUGCGUUCAACUACAACAAGAAAGUAACACUGGUGUGUCACCGGACCAAUGAGACGGAGAAGGUACAACUCCUGAGCACCAUCCACCACAACCCAACAGUAGUAGAGGAGGUCAAAACUGAUGUACAGAUGUUCUAUAAUGCAACCAAGGGUGGGGUUGACAUGUUUGACCAGCUCUGUACCAAAACCUCCUGCAGCAGGAUGACAAAUAGGUGGUCACUCUGCUUCUUCUUUGGCAUUAUCAACCUGGCCUACACCAAUGCUUACAUCCUUCACCAAGUCCAAAAUCGAGGCAGGAAGACUAUGACAAGGCGGGAGUUUGGUAUGAAGUUGGCAGAGGAGCUUUGUAAACCCUGGGCGUUGAAGAGACUCCAGACAGCAACUUUACCAUGUGAGCUGAGGUACCUCAUAGGGUCGGUGUAUGGCAUGAAUGGCAUGAUAAGCGACCACAGCCCAAAGGAGCCUGCACCUGGACUACAAUACCACAGUCCAGAGGAGCCUGCACCUGGACCACAAUACCACAGUCCAGAGGAGCCUGCACCUGGACUACAAUACCACAGUCCAGAGGAGCCUGCACCUGGACCACAAUACCACAGUCCAGAGGAGCCUGCACCUGGACUACAAAACCACAGCCCAAAGGAGCCUGCACCUGGUCUACAAGAAGGCUCCAAGAAGUGUAUGAGGUGUUAUCUGUGCCCCAGUUCCUCCAUCGUGAUGUCCAGGGUCACCUGUGCGACCUGCCAGAGGUACACUUGCCCCCGCCACUGCAGGAUCACCUGUGCCACCUGUGCGUCUUGAGCUCUUCAUUGGUUGGCUCAAAAAAACUGCUGUGUAGACACUAAAGAGACUUAUUCUACCUCUCCACGCCCCUGUAACCAGUCAUCUCAAGAUUUGUAAUGCAUGAGAUAUGGUUCAUUUUUUUACACAACUUAUUUUUUUACAUACCUGUAAAGAGUACUAUUCACAGUAGUUUAAUUAACUCCAAACAUAAUAUUAAGCAUUGAUUGUAGUUCCUGGUGGUAAACAGAAAUCUAAAAUUCACGUAGUAGUUGUGUGAGAUGUUCAGAGCACCGGUAGCCUCUUGGGGUCCACAUCCAUCUUUAUUUGCAGCAAGUGGGUCAGUCCCUUGCCCAUACAAUAGCUGCCACUUAGCCAUCAAUGUCAGCAGCUGCAGCAGUCCAUCAUUAUCUAUUAACUGCCCACCAGCCACCAUCUCCCUUCACUGAGCCACUCACACAAUCACUAUCACAGGUAUCAUUCACUUCACCUUAUAAUGCAGUCAUGCAGUCAUCUUAAUUAACAUACACACGUUUCACAAUAAAGUUCUUCAAUACAUUUGAUGUUCAGGCAAAAGGAAAUACAUACCCUCACAGUAGUUGACACAAACAAGCAUUAGGAAACUACUAAUAAUGAUAUGAUCUGUUUUCUUGAUUAAUUUAAGAUUCAUUUUCUUGAAUUAAUCAACGUUGUAUUUAUUUUUUAGCGUUAUUAUGUAUUUUCGUGUCAAAUACUAUAUACUAAGGCCUCAUUCAUACACUCUUGCAGUAUCCAAGCAUUAGCAGUGGCAGCUGGCAUACAUACACCUCUGCUUGAAUUAGUGCAAUAUUUUUCCCUUCAUCUAGUUUCAUGAAUAAAGCUAUUUUUUCUACCAUUAUAAAACAUGAACAGUCACUUUCACAUUCACCACCUGCCAGUAUAUUAAAAUCCUCCAGCUCUGCUUUUGUAUUAGGUUUUCAGUCAUGUGAAUUAUGAGCACUACGUUAUACUGCAGGCGGUUUAUUUACAUUAUUUUUCUUCCUGUAUCCAAAGAAUACAUCUAACACAAGUAUUAUUAUAUAGUCUUAGAAAUUAUACAUGGAUUGAUUGACGGUUUAUUGUUGCAACAGUACACAAUAAAGGAGAGGGAGAGAACCUGUCAUCCCAACUCCCGGGCAAUACAUAGUGAUUUGCAGUAAUACAAGAAACAUGUGUACAAUAUAUCAUUAUGUAGUAAAGUAAAUUAUAAGAUACGUAAUAUCACUAAUAUGAUAAUAGAAAACAAGAAAAAUAAACUCUACUUUCAUACGUAUUUUUCAUUUCUGCAUUUAACUAAGUAUAGAGACGAUCUGAACAAUAUAAAUCCAUAAAACAAUACAUAGUAACAUCGUUCCCAAGUCUGCGUCCCGAGUGACCUCCAUGAAUGGACUUUGCCUCCGAAUGCUUUAUCAUGGCCACUUGUAUAUAAUUACUCACUUCCCCUUCUCUCCUCUUGCAUCCUCUGCCUAUAUAUGUACCUCACAUCUGAAGUCUACGUGUGCUACCAUACCCCUUCUUUUACAUACAUUUCCAUACUGUAUUUAUUGCUGAAGGAUAUAUAAUUGUGCUUUUUUGAUACCCAACUUUCUCAUUCUCCUCUCAGACUGCUUCAUCUUUCACCACUUUUUAUCAGCUUAGUCAUCAUACUUUACCAUAUAUACCUAAGCCUAUGUGAGCUAUACCAUCUCAUUUUUAUUUAGUACUUUGCCUCCUCUGAUUAUACCUCACCACGAGCACUUCACCGCGUCAUAAAUGUACUUCUUCAGAGCUUGGCCUACGUGUGCUGCCAUCCUGUUGCUUCCUUCUCCUUUCACAGCCUCACCCAAGGAGUCUAGAGAGAUCCUGACCCAUCCCGUUCACUCUUUGACUUUUAAAUGUUUCAUCAGCUCAUCUCAUAAGCCAUCUCCAGCAGACUAUAUACUAAGUACCGCUAUUUCUCCGUUUAUUCAUUCAUCCACACCUUCUGCUACGACUGUAACAUUUGUAAUUUGUGAAAGCGUUGCAUGGUUAAUCGAGGUAUGUAUAUAUCAUUGCCCGAUAUAUGUCUUUAUAGUCGAUUGGUGAUAAGAUGUUGGGAGGAUCGAGCUCUGUGCGUAACUCUCUGUCUCUC